Messenger RNA from Vombatus ursinus (common wombat), 453 nucleotides. Its product is annotated as small ubiquitin-related modifier 2-A-like. Gene Ontology annotation, biological process: protein sumoylation. Gene Ontology annotation, cellular component: nucleus. Gene Ontology annotation, molecular function: protein tag activity; ubiquitin-like protein ligase binding. NCBI's taxonomy places the organism in Eukaryota, Metazoa, Chordata, Mammalia, Diprotodontia, Vombatidae. The transcript has 2 exons. The coding region runs from base 1 to 453 and encodes 150 amino acids. The record is from RefSeq and is a predicted model, not a curated record.
AUGGGGGUUGCUUCCCAGAAUGAUGGCUGCAGGCAUUGGGCUGGAAGCAUUGCUAUUCCUCAGGCUCUUGAGUUAGAAUCCUGGGCUAUUUCUAUCCGAGUCAGAGGAGAGAUCGUGGUCAAGUUGGUGGUGGUGGUGGUUUUACUUGCCUUGUACAUGCUGUCUUCGAUCAUUCUUGGGCUGAAGGAAGACAUCAACACAAAGAAUAGCAACCGCAUUAAUUUGAAGGUGGCAGGGCAAGAUGGUUUGGUGGUGCAAUUUAAGAUUAAGAGGCGCACACCACUUAGUAAACUAAUGAAAGCCUCUUGUGAACGACAGGGUUUGUCAAUGAGGCAGAUCAGAUUCCGAUUUGAUGGGCAACCAAUCAAUGAAACAGACACACCUGCAGGGUUGGAAAUGGAGGAUGAACAUGCAAUUGAUGUAUUCCAGCAGCAGACAGGAGGCCCUUACUAA